AUGGCUGAAAAUGUAGAUCGACACCGCAAUUCCGUAAUGAAUUUGGAAUACACUUUCAGUCAGCGUCUCGGGAAAAAAUGGCAAAUAUUUCGUCCUCACGAAGACACUCGCGUCACCUGGUGGCUGGGGGACAAUCCAUUUAGCCACCUACCGACAGCCUGCGUUAGCAAGGUACUCGAAGGGGUACCUCCCGAUGAACAAUCUAUUGAAUGUGGUAUGGCGACCGUAGAUUUUGAAAGACAGAGAACUCCACCGGCCAGCACUUCUAAAGAACCUGUUCUUCUGUUAGCCGACGACGUGAAAAUGCCUGCAAUUAUAGACCCAUCACCAAAGAAGCAACAGCUGAAUCCACCAGUAAGUCACUCUCCGAAGCAGAAAAAAAAUCGAAAAUGAGAGCGAAAAUCGUUUACGACCUGGAUGACAUCAAACCAUCCAAAGAUCUCGCUGUUGUACCAAAAAAGGACGAUCCAUCUCUCACAAAGUCGAUGGAAUCUCCGUCACCACCUUCAAAAAGAAUGAAAAUAGUUUUUGAUCUGGAAGACAGUGUCAUCAAACCGAGCCGAUCGUCACAACCUCAGAGGAAAACCUUAAGAGGCGCUAAGUGUAA
This is a messenger RNA of Daphnia pulicaria, 607 nucleotides long. RefSeq lists its product as uncharacterized. The record is from RefSeq and is a predicted model, not a curated record. NCBI's taxonomy places the organism in Eukaryota, Metazoa, Arthropoda, Branchiopoda, Diplostraca, Daphniidae. The transcript has 4 exons. The coding region runs from base 1 to 393 and encodes 130 amino acids.